AUGCAAUUACCACGACGAAUCUCUAAAUUAAUUCUCAAUGUCGAUACACCUGUUAGCCCGAUGAUGUCUAUUCCACAAGAAAAUAUUCAUCAUUUAGUUGUUGAACGUCGCUUAAUAGAUACAAAUGAAAUUCAUAUACUUGCUUGCCAGUUUCCUCGUGUAAUAUAUUUAGAGUUAUUAUUUCCAUUCGAAAAGUUAUCAUUUCUUCGUUGUAUUCAAACUCUGUUUUGUCUUGCUGAUAACACUGAAAAACGUUCUUUUUGGUCUGAAAUGACUUACUUUCGUACAAUACUUACUGAUGAACAAUCAUUCUCAACUUGA
This is a messenger RNA of Rotaria sp. Silwood1, 321 nucleotides long. The record is from the annotation of a GenBank genome assembly. Lineage: Eukaryota; Metazoa; Rotifera; Eurotatoria; Philodinida; Philodinidae.